Achroia grisella is the source of this 1645-nucleotide messenger RNA. RefSeq lists its product as uncharacterized. The transcript has a single exon. Gene Ontology annotation, molecular function: protein binding. The record is from RefSeq and is a predicted model, not a curated record. Bases 153 to 1424 code for a protein of 423 amino acids. NCBI's taxonomy places the organism in Eukaryota, Metazoa, Arthropoda, Insecta, Lepidoptera, Pyralidae.
AUAGAAACAUCAACAAAAAAUGUUUGCAAUCUAAACAAUGUAAUAUUUAGUUGCGUAAAACAUAAAAAAACAAUAUGAAACGGUUCUAAUCUACUUAAAAUUUAUUCCUUCCUAACAUAUGUACUGAAUAAGUGAAGAAAAACUCGCCUAAAAUGUCCAACGACGAUGAUAAUACUUGUCAUAUGUGUACAUUGGCCACCGAAAUGAUCCUGUACAUUUUCACGUAUUUGCCUGCGAAAGACCUGACUAGAUGUCGUCGAGUGUGCGUAAGAUGGAAGCAAAUAGUAGACAGUGUAAUAAAACAUGAUAUAUUGUGGCGAGAUUUUUGCAAAAAUGAUUUUAAUUCUAUUUAUAAAUCCGCUAGAGCCAAGUCGCGAUAUGGCCUUCGCUGGCAAAAUAUUUACCGAUCACUAUCUCUAUGGCCUAGAUUAUUACAAGCCAAGGAAACCCGAGAUGAGUUUGCGUCGGCGUCAUGCCAAAUGGAUGAAAUUUGGGGCUUUGCUAUACUGAGAGACGGCAUUAUAGGCGUCCAAACUUUCCGCGGCAUUUCUUAUUACGAUAUAGACACAUUGGAGCCCUGUGAAAGAGAAUUCAUGAUAGGAGACUGCCUCAGAUACAAUGAAAAUCACCAUGCUGCUGUCGUUCUUGGGAGUCAUGCACACUUAUUGAUUUGUCGUAGAAUAAAGAAGAACCCAUAUUAUGACGCUUCUAUCGUUUUUAAUAAUGUGAAAACAUUCAUUCUGGUCGAUAAGGAAGUCUAUUUUGUCACUAUGCAAGAUGAGAUUUUUGGCUGUGAUCUUGAUCAAAAUGUAUUAAGUAGUAAAUUUAUUAAAAGAAUGGACGAAAGUGUUCUGACGUUUGGAUAUACGGACCGUUUACAAGUAUUGACUAUGCAACGUAACAUAUACAGUCUUGUCAACCAAAAUUUAGUGUUAAGUUGCACUCUUGACGAAAAUUGUAACUUAUUACACCAAUUUAAGGUGUACAAUUUAAUGGAGUACAUGGACUGGCAGGUUUUUUUCCAAUGGAUGCAUAUGCUUAAGCAGAGAUUUCCAGAUUUUAUUAUAAACGAUAUAAUAGUCAUACGACAGUAUGGAGACAUAUACUUUGUGGGCACAAACUGGGGUGUGCUACGUAUUUACUAUGCUCCGUACACAUCCGGACAAUUGGACAUAUUUCAUACUCAACCGAUGAAACAAUACAAUUUUAUGGAACGAAGUGAUUGUCCCGUGUUAUCCUUGAGUCCUAUACGUCAAGUUGACGUCCUCGAAACAAAAGAUGGGCAUACAGUUCUCGUUGCUAUGCCGAAAAAGAUAGCCGUGCUGAAUUUCACUCACAGCUUUAAAAGGAAUUCUUCAGUAGCUAUGUUGCCAUAUUCCGAUGUACAAAAAGUUAAAUUGUUAAAAAUUAAUGAUUCUGUCUAAUAUUGAUGGCAGCUUGAUUUUUUAGUACAAAUCUAUUAAUUUCAUCUAACAUACUAUGUUUAAAAAUAUUUAAAAUAUAUGGUAUUUCCAUAAAAUGGUGAAUAUCAUUGACUACAUCUAUCUUAUAUAUAAAAUUUGUGUCACAAUGUUAGUUACCAUACUCCUCUGAAACCAUUUGACCGAGUUUUAUGAAAUUUUAUAUGCAUAGUCAGUACGUCUGA